ACAUGGCAGCGUCUUCUCGGAGUCGACGUCUUCUUAAGCUGGGCCUGUCUACGGCAGCCGUUGGAACGCUCGGCGGAGGCUACGCACACGUGAAAGACACACCGUGGUGGUCCUCGCUGCCUCCCGUUCGCUUUGGCAGAGCUGCAAUUGCAGUCCUUCUAGCCAGCGCCGACUACAAGUGGAGUCUGAGGAACCUCGAGUACGGGACGGAUGAGUACCGCUCCACCAUGAAAGAGGUCCACCAGCGCUCGGCACUAAGGCUGAGACGAAUGUGCAGUCUCAACGGAGGUCUGUUUGUGAAGGUCGGGCAGCACAUUGCAUCCCUGGACUACCUGCUUCCACGUGAAUAUGUGAGCACCUUCAAGGUGUUCCACAGCAGUGCGCCCAGCACUCCACUGCUCAGACUCAAGAGAGUCAUCUUUGAAGAGUUCGGAGUCCCUGCGGAGGAGUUGUUUUCAGAGCUGGGUGAGCAGCUGGGCGUGGCAUCUCUUGCCCAGUGUCACCGUGGCGUUCUACACGACGGUCGAGUCGUGGCGGUCAAGAUACAACAUCCCGACGUCAGGAAGAACGGCUACACUGACAUGAGUGUGAUCGAUCUCCUAGUGUCCGGCGUGUCGUUUGUCUUCCCAAACUUCCACUUCCAGUGGCUGGCUCGAGAAGUGCGAGCCAACCUCCCCAACGAACUGGACUUCCAGCAGGAGGCCAGGAACCAGGAGAAGUUCUCCGCGAUGUUUAAACACCUCACCUUCAUCAAGGCUCCGCGUGUCUACUGGAGGUAUACCAGUACUCGGGUUCUCACAAUGGAAUUCUGCGACGGAGGCAAGCUGGACGAUCUGGACUACAUCGAGAAACACCAGCUCCCUGUCGAUGAGGUGUAGUGUGUAUGUGUGUGUUUCUCAUCUUCCACUAUGCUGAAGUUUGUUGAGCAAUAUUUUCGUUGAUUGGGACUUUGUGAAUCACCAAAACGAUGUGGCUGGACUGCUCUACUUUUCAAUUCAAGCCUGGUCAGAUUACAGCACCAACUCUUCUGGUUUGUUCAGAUCUCCCACAAGUUGGGACGGAUGUACAGCGAGAUGAUAUUUGUGACUGGGUACAUCCACUGCGACCCUCACCCGGGGAACGUCCUUGUGAGGAGACGCCGACUGAGUCGGAGAGAGAGGAGGGAGGGGAGAGGGAGGGAGGGAGAGGUCGAGAUUGUUCUACUAGAUCACGGACUGUACACUGUUCUCACGGAAGAGUUCAGAAUGAAGUACUGCAGACUGUGGCAGGCUCUCAUCAACAAGGACCUGGAGGCGGUCAGGAAGUACAGCGAACAGCUCAACGCAGGGCAGCUCUACCGACUGCUGGCGUCCAUGAUCUGUGCUCGAGCCUGGGACAGUAUUGCCAGUGGCAUCGACCAGGCCCCCAUGUCUCAGAAUGAGUUGAAGCGAAUCAGAACCAAUGCCCUGAUGUACCUGUCUGAGAUCACCCAGCUCCUCGACACAGUGCCGCGACAGCUGGUCCUCAUUCUCAAGACCAACGACCUCCUCCGCUCGGCAGACCACGUCCUCCGAGCCUCCAACCACAAACAGUCGUUACUCACCAUGUCAAAGUGCUGUCUUCGUGCCAUCGGGGACCACGAUAUACAGCGGUGUUCGUGGUGGGUCGGGCGAGUGUACGUGAGACUCAGGACCGGGUGGUCUGUACUGAUGGUCAGUAUCUACGAGCUCUGGCUGAACACUGCUAGAGCACUUGGCAUGGCGGCUCUGUAGCCUAUAUACCAGUGUAUGUGUGUCGAUGUGUC
This is a messenger RNA of Geodia barretti, 1783 nucleotides long. The record is from the annotation of a GenBank genome assembly. NCBI's taxonomy places the organism in Eukaryota, Metazoa, Porifera, Demospongiae, Tetractinellida, Geodiidae.